This is a messenger RNA of Fusarium oxysporum Fo47, 2517 nucleotides long. RefSeq names its product heterokaryon incompatibility protein-domain-containing protein. The transcript is spliced from 3 exons. The coding region runs from base 1 to 2517 and encodes 838 amino acids. Lineage: Eukaryota; Fungi; Ascomycota; Sordariomycetes; Hypocreales; Nectriaceae. The record is from RefSeq and is a predicted model, not a curated record.
AUGGACCAGCAAGAACAGAGUUGCAGAAAGCAUGAUUUCUUCGUGCAAUCCACCAACGAAUUGUUCCUGAGGACGUGUCUGUCCUGCGGAUUUGUUGAAGAGUUCCAGCUAUCACAAACAAAGCAAAGGGUCGAUCCGUGGCAAGGCUGGCUCUCAGCUAAGAUUCGGCGGCUGUCAUGGCCCCCUGGCGUUAAAUACUCUGAAACUGACCCACGAACCCAAACAUAUGUCUAUAGCUACCGCCCAAACAUGCAGACGUCACUUCAGAAUCUGCCUCAAAUAGAUGUGAACCCCUACGUCUACUGUGACCUACCCAAAACCUCCUGUAUUCGGCUAUUGGAACUAUUGUCAGGCUACAGACUCAAUCCUCUCAGAGGCCGUCUAUUCGAGGUCUGUUGGGAGCAAGACAGUUGUCCUUCAUAUUCUGCCUUGUCCUACACCUGGGCAGAUGACAAAGGCGACACCUCACUUUCAAACCUCAUAUUCCUUAAUGAGGAACAAAAGGUUCUACGUAUAACACGCAACUGCGAUCGUGCUUUAAGAAGCCUGCGCCAAAAGAAUAAGUCAGUCUUCAUAUGGGUCGAUUCUAUUUGCAUCAACCAGUCAUCUCCUUCGGAGAGAUCUCACCAGGUUGCGUUGAUGAAAACCAUCUACUCUAAAGCAGCUACUGUUCAUGCCUACGUGGGAGAAAGAGAGAGUGGAGAAGAUUGUACGGGAUUGGAAGCCAUGAGCCUAUUGAGAGAUACCCAAGGCAAUGGAACCUCUGACAUAUUGUUCUCGCCAGAACAUAGCAACAUCGCUAUUCUUAACACCUUCUUCUCAAGGCCGUACUUUACUCGAUUAUGGGUUGUCCAAGAGCUUCUACUUGCUGGAUCUAUUACGAUUCACUGCGGGGAGGUUUCACUCCCAUUCUCCAACGAGUCCAUCUCUCUGUUAUACGAGCAAGGUGUCAAGAUUCCUUCAUGGGUUCAAUAUGCUGGAAAGGUUAAAUCACACACGGAGCGAACCCCUAUGGACUUGAAAGACCUCCUUAUUGCAACGAGUGUCUGCCGCGUGACAGAUCUGCGUGAUAAGGUAUUUGGGUUGCUAGGUCUUGUUAGCGACGUCCAAGGCUCAGACUUGAGUCCUGAUUACGAGUUAAUGUAUAUAAACAACAAUGACCGGAACGGAAAAAGCUAUUAUGGCAUCCCAUGUUGGGUCCCUAUCUGGGAUACAUUCACGCCGCUACAGGGUUUCAAGGACAUCUUUAGACAUAUUCGCCAGAUUGAGCUGGAUCUUAGACACCUCGCUACUGACAACUCACCGCUGGACUGCCAUACGAUACGCACUAUUGAUGGUUGGCCCCAUGAUGAGAACUCGGAGUGCAACAGCAAAGGAAGACGCUGUAAAACAGUGUACUCGGGGUCAGGUUACCUUGCAACUAGCAUCGAGACAGUGUUUCUUAUCCGAUCACUUUCCUCCUCCGUCACAAUUCAGUCGGCACCGAACAGUGGGAUAGAAAACCUCGAGUACGGCACAGCCGUCUGGAAUCUGAAAGACAAUGUUAAAAUUGCAGUUCGGAGCUUCGCAUGGGCGCUUCAGCGUCCCCAUGGCCAUACGGAAAUAAUCCGAGUCGAGGGGUGUACUUCAUUAUUCCUCGCACAACAAUCUCAACAUAAUGAGCUAGAAUAUCGACUGAUCAGUCCGUGUGUUGCAGCUAUAGCCUGCCAAACAAAGAAGUCUAGCCCUGUUGAAGUUCUCAAGUUCGAUGAACUGCAACGCCUCACACAGUUCACACCUCUUACACUGAAUAUGGUCCAGUUCAUAGACAAGUGGAGAAAUAUUGUAUUCACGAUGACAAGAUCAGAUCCGUCAGAAAGAGAACAUGUUUUACCUAUCGGAGACCAAAGCUGCCAUUAUUCAUCUCUGGACAUGUCCAAGACAUACUCUCCAACUUGGAGAAGCUGGGGGCCUUUUCUGGCACCGGAAGCUUGGCAUGCGUCCUCAAGCAAUACAGAACUGCAGAAACAACUGCCGAGCCUGGCUGAGUUUUGGGACAAAGCCCAUCUAUUGCAUACUUGCGUCCGGGACUGGAUCAAGAGUGCCUGGAACGUGGCCAGAUACCGUUUCGCUGUCUUACUUCACAGCCGUCUACAUGACCUGAAAGGAGCACUGAGAGACUGUCUUGAAAAGUCGAAGCAAUUAUCAAAAGCCUUCAGGAAGACUAUUGGGAGCGGCUUCACCGUUCAGAGUACGCGCUUGCUCAAGCAGCUCGAUGAUGCUCUGACCAACCCUGGAGCCGUAGCGGCAGAAAGCACCCUGGGCUGCCAAGGAACGAUAGAGGGUCUCACUGAGGACAUAGAAACUCUCAGUAAAUUUUUACGUGAAGAUCAGUCAUAUUUAGACAAGGCUUUCCCACUAGAGCUAAGAGAUAUAAACCCGGAGUAUAUUACUAUAAAGCAAACCAUGGAAUGGAAAAAGGUACUUACAGGGCUAGUAAGGAUAAAUACAGAGGCAAAGUAUGUAAGUUUUCUUUAG